Molecule: messenger RNA, 1284 nt
Organism: Chaetomium fimeti
Lineage: Eukaryota; Fungi; Ascomycota; Sordariomycetes; Sordariales; Chaetomiaceae
Exons: 1
Coding region: 286-1077 (263 amino acids)
Biological process (GO): proteasome regulatory particle assembly
Molecular function (GO): protein-macromolecule adaptor activity
Source: RefSeq, a predicted model, not a curated record
CCAACAUUAACAGGCAGCUCUCGAGCUUGCGUCGACAGGAAACCAACACUUCUCUCCAUCAACCACUUCGUUGCGGCAACUCUGAGCACAGGCAACCGAACAGACGUCAUCAUAGCCGACAACCAACUACCUAACCACGCUCACCCAACAUAUCCCAGAUCCUAACCGUUGUCAACACCAACAAAGGCAAACACAGACCUCGAUUCAGCAAUCCCAACGACCUCCAACUUCCCAACCAACCAACCCACCAACCUCCAACAAACCAAACCAAACACAACCAAAACAAUGUCCGCCGACGCCCUCCCAAUAUCCCCCACCCGCUUCGCCGCCGCCCUCCCCGAGCUCCCCCUCUCCACCCUCCACCUCAAAGUCCUCGAACUGCGCAACAGCAUCGCCCACCUCGACUACUCCAACGAGCAACUGCGGCCCUUCGCCGAAGGCACCGCCACCGCCACCACUACCACCAGCGCCACUACCGCCGGCGCCACCACCACACAAACCACCGCACAAACCCAAACCCAAACCCAAACACAAGGAACAGGGGAACCCGACCCCGACUGCGUCGACGCCAUCCGCGAGAACGAGGCCGUGAUCGAGCGCAUGCAGGCACGCAUCGCGCUCGUGCGGGCCGAGGUCGAGCGGCGCGGGCUGGGGUGGGCCGAGUUCCAGAGCGCCGAGGAGCGGGAGGCGGAGCGCCUUUUACAGCAGCCACCUAAAUUAGAGGGGGAGGGGGAGGGUUCAGGGGAGGGGAGCGGGGGGUUGGUGAAUGGGGUGAAUGGGGUGAAUGGGGUGAAUGGUGUGAAUGGUGUGAAUGGUGUGAAUGGGACGGGGACGGGUGCAGGUGCCGGUGCCGAUGCGGCGGGUGAGGAGGGGCGGGAUCCGUGGAGGGAUGGGACGUUUCAGACGGGGGUUAUCCGGGGCGGGGUGGUGCACAUGGACUCGGGGUCUGCUGGGCAAGCGUCACAGGGACGGGGCGGGUCGCUUACGGAUGAGGAGUUGAGAAGGCGGAUGGAGGAGCAGUUGAGGAGUUUGGGAGGGGAGGAUGAGGAUGAGGGCGAGGGGGGGUUGCAUCUCUGAAGAGGGUUUUGCGGGAGGUGGUCAUAUUUUUCUAAGGGGGUUGGACGGCGGCUGGUGGAUUGCUUUGCUUGUUUUAAUAUGAUGGAAUGGGUUCCCUCGGGAGCAGCAUAAGAUAACAGCCUUCACAUAAAUACCCAGCUACGGCCGCAGAAACCACGAGAACAAUCUGAUUCAUUGGUAGUGAUGGUGAUGGCAGGGUGGUAAAAC